GCAAACUAGCCCAUAUGCUGAAGAUCAAAUCCAAAUUCACACAUUCCAACGAGCCGCUGACGUCAUUCCACCAUUUCUUUCGUUUUUUAUUUGCUCAAUUAAUCGCCGUUUGAGCACCAGUAUUUAACUACCAUUUCCUUUUCCUUUCUGUUUGCUUUUAUCCGAUCAUCUCUUCGUGUUAAAUUCUAACAAGUUUUGCUUUGAGCUCUUGGAGAAGAAAAUCGUUGAGUGAAAAUAUGAAGCAGGCUGCAGAUGUUCAUCAGCGAAUUGCAAGAAUUUCAGCUCACCUUAAUCCUCCCGCGAAUCAUUUCCAGGUAGGCGAGAAUUCAAGCAUAUGGCGUGAGGAUUGCCGAGCCAAAGGAGGUUCUCCGGGUUUCAAAGUGGCAAUAUUGGGGGCUGCUGGGGGCAUAGGCCAGCCUUUGGCGAUGCUGAUGAAGAUGAACCCAUUGGUGUCCGUGCUUCAUCUGUAUGACGUGGUCAACACGCCAGGUGUCACUGCCGAUAUCAGCCAUAUGGACACUGGUGCAGUGGUUCGUGGGUUUCUGGCUCAAAACCAGUUGGAAGACGCACUCACGGGCAUGGACCUUGUAAUAAUCCCUGCUGGUGUUCCCAGAAAACCUGGAAUGACUAGGGAUGAUCUUUUCAACAUUAACGCUGGAAUUGUAAAGACUCUCUGCGAAGGAAUUGCCAAGUGCUGCCCUAAUGCCAUUGUCAACUUGAUCAGUAAUCCUGUGAACUCUACGGUUCCAAUUGCAGCAGAGGUUUUCAAGAAGGCUGGGACCUAUGAUCCAAAGCGUCUCUUGGGAGUCACAAUGCUUGAUGUGGUCAGAGCUAAUACAUUCGUGGCUGAAGUUUUGGGCCUGGAUCCACGGGAAGUUAAUGUUCCAGUAGUAGGGGGGCACGCAGGUGUAACGAUUUUGCCACUACUCUCCCAGGUUAAACCUGCGUGCUCUUUCACUCGAGAAGAGACCGAGUACCUGACAUCCCGCAUUCAGAAUGGUGGGACUGAAGUGGUUGAGGCUAAAGCAGGGGCUGGUUCUGCUACCCUUUCAAUGGCGUAUGCAGCAGUAAAAUUUGCGGAUGCUUGCUUGAGGGGAUUGAGGGGAGACGCUGGAGUUGUUGAAUGUGCAUUUGUAACUGAACUUCCAUUCUUUGCUUCAAGAGUGCGGCUUGGGCGUAAUGGAAUUGAGGAGAUUUAUCCACUCGGUCCACUGAAUGAAUAUGAAAGGGAUGGAUUAGAGAAGGCGAAGAAAGAGCUAGCUGGAAGUAUCGAUAAGGGUGUCUUGUUUGUUAGGAAAUGAACAUUGUAUGCAUAUUGUAUCGUCCUUUUUUUUUUACCAUCAUAUAGUUUGCAUACUCGACCACUCUUCUGAAUAAAGUGGUACCACUUGUUGUACUUGAAUAUCGGUCGGAUUUUUAUCUCUUGAGUUUUUUGUCUUGUUUUCGGACAAAACAUGUAAUGUAUGUUCUCAGAGAAAUAAAUACUACGGAUAGUUAAAUCCAUUUGCUAAUAUGUUUUAACAUAUUUUCAC
Messenger RNA from Striga asiatica, 1532 nucleotides. The record is from the annotation of a GenBank genome assembly. Lineage: Eukaryota; Viridiplantae; Streptophyta; Magnoliopsida; Lamiales; Orobanchaceae.